Molecule: messenger RNA, 4073 nt
Organism: Tyto alba (common barn owl)
Lineage: Eukaryota; Metazoa; Chordata; Aves; Strigiformes; Tytonidae
Gene: PGPEP1L
Product: pyroglutamyl-peptidase I like
Exons: 9
Coding region: 931-1533 (200 amino acids)
Biological process (GO): proteolysis
Cellular component (GO): cytosol
Molecular function (GO): pyroglutamyl-peptidase activity
Source: RefSeq, a predicted model, not a curated record
AAGCCCGAGAGUUUUGCGGCGUUUUAGGCCGCUCUGACACGCCCGGCGGCGGGGCCGCGGGGAGCCCGCCAUUUCGGCGCGGCGGAGGGACGCGCCGCCGGCUCCUCACAGGAGGGGCGGGAUGGCGCCGGCGGAGACCCCGGACAGCCCGGGCGGGCGGUGCGUCUGCCAGGCACCGGCGUCCAGCCGCUGCGGGACAGAGCCAUCUCAGCCCGUACACUGAUGCUCCCAAAAAGCGGAUGUCACACAACCGCGCUUUACAGCACAUCGGUGGAUUUAAGCACAUUCUCAUGAUCACUUGAAGCUUUGUACCUUCCACCACUCCCCAUGUCACACAGCCCAGGGCUUUGGCUGUGCCAUAGUCCAAAGCCUAGUUUGAUGCAACAUUGCUGUGUGACCUUGCCUGAGUUUUACUGAGAAAAUUGUUAAGCUAUGAGAAAGUACAUGCUCUAAAACCAAGAAAGACAAGAAACUAAAGUCACAGGAGAGCUGUUGUUGAGAUGACAGUAGUUAGCUGGCGAAAGCUUAGACAAAAGCUACAGAAGGAAAGAAAAGCAGAAAAUGCAAAGAAAGCUCAAUAAUGCUGAGGAUCAGCCCAUACCAACAAAUGGACAGAAACUGACCUUUCGCAGCAUAUUGGAAACUUCCUGGCCAGCUAAGACUCAUCAGUUUUCUUAAGAGGAGUGGUUUCUGGUGAAAAGCAUUGCCAGAUAUUUUGCAAGAAGUUUCUUUAAGCCUUUCCUGUUCUUCCUAAAUAUUGAGUGGCUGAAGAAAGAAAAAGUUUGGGGCCGUCCCAGUCAGUCAGCUGACACAUCACAGCUUGAAGAAAAAAAGGUGCCCCAGAUGAAGAAGUUUGCCACAGAUACAUGAAUUACAAGACUGUUUGGAACUGAAAGACAACGAGAUUUCACCACCUGGAACAUAGAUUUCAUGGAUUCAAAUUCCAACACUGUGGUUGUAACUGGUUUUGGUCCCUUCAGACAAUACCUGGUUAAUUCCAGCUGGGAAGCAGUGAAGGAGCUGUCCAAGAGAGGCCUUGGUAAAAACAUCCAUCUCCAUGUCAUGCAGCUGCCAGUGGUUUACCAAAAAGCAAAGGAGCAAGUCUUCAAGAUAUGGACAACACUUCAGCCACUGCUUACUGUUCACGUUGGGCUGGCUUCCUCCGCCAAAGCACUCCUCAUCCUUGAGCAGUGUGGGAAGAACAAAGGCUACCAAGAGAUGGAUGCUUGUGGUUUUCACCCAGAAGGCGGCUGUUGCAUGCUAGAUGGCCCAGAAAAGAUUGAAUCUACAAUUAAUAUGAAGACUCUCUGGAAAAACAUUUCAGUGGAAGGGAUUGAUAUCAUCUUUUCCAGAGAUGCGGGAAGAUACAUCUGUGAUUACACCUACUACGCGUCUCUCUACUAUGGCAAUGGAAGAGCAGCUUUCAUCCAUGUGCCGCCAUUAUCCACAUCGGUAACAGCAGACCUUCUAGGAAAAGCAUUACAGACCAUUAUCUUAGAAAUGUUAAAACAAUGUGGGAAAGAGAGAGAGUAAGAUGGAUCAUGUAAGAAAAAAAAAAUGAGGAUUUCUUAGAAUGCAAUUCAUUACCCCUUAAAUUAAACAAAUCUAAAGAUUAUUUAAAACCCCUACAUAAAGGAUUUUAUAUUCUAUGUUUCAGUGCAAUUUCCUUAGAAAAACCGAACAACUAUUUACAUCUCUCUUUGGUGUAAAAACCUUGAGAGAAGAAACAAAUGAUUGGCAGUCUGUAUUGCUAACAAUUAUAAGGUUGCUUCAGAUUUAACGCGGCGUGAAACUGGAUUUAAAACAUUUUAGAUGCUUAAUCCUAGUUCUGAUGGUUAGGAAGACAUUAAUAAAGACUGAGCCGAACCAAGGCGGAUGCCUACGGCCGUAAGGACAUUCAGCACUGGACAGAUAGAACAGAGGCCCCCUUGGCCCCUGUCCGAGUCCACAGGGAUAGUUCAGCCAUACGUGUCCAGGCAGAAAAUGUAAAUACGGAGGAAAACAAAACACAGGUAGGGAUCCUGUUAUGGGAACGUAACACUUUACAGUUCUCUCAGUGACCUGCUGUAAAUGCUGGUUUCCACAUCAGAAAUGGGCUAUGAACCCAGAGUGACUCAAAGCAAAAGCUGGAAUCCAGCAGGAACCGUAAUGCUCUUAGUAAUUUGGGUUUCAACUGCCUACAAACACGGAGCCCAAAUUCCCAGUGCCUGUCCCGAAGGAAAACACUGUGGGCCUCCCACAGACACAGCACAAAGGCAACGGUCUUUCAGCAGGAGAGGCGAGGGCUAUUCAGGGACCUGUGUAUCACAAUCAGAGAGCUGACUUGUCCCAAGAAAGGCGAUCGCUGAAGCACUGUGCUGUGGAAAGUGUUAUGGCACAUAAUGUCACUUACAAAACAGGAACCGAAUCAGAUUCCAGACUGGAACACUUGGAAUCGGACAGCGACAGAUCAUUUCUGUGUUUCUCCCUGCCAAGCCAGGCUCCUCCACGUCUCAAACACAGACAGCUGAGGAAGCUUUGGGCCACCAUCCUGCCUUAUUUUAGUCAACACUGAUGACAAGUUGGAGGAACUGGAAAUGCCAAGAUAAUGACAGUUUUCUUGCCACUGUCUUUUUCCAGUGACCGUUACAGCAAACUGAUAACCAUGUGCUGGAUGCCUCCUCUCUAGGUCGUGGGAAAAAUAACUAUGGGACAGAGGCAAGAGAAGAUAAUGGGAUCUAAACUACACAAGCAAAAAGCACUACAAACUUUUUAAAAUCUCCAGUCAAAACUAGCAAUCAGUAUAUUUUAAUUCUUUGUUCUUACUCAAAAGAUUUAAACGUUUCCAUCCCAGAACCACCUCUUCACUGCCAUCAUUUGGUUGGAUCAGUGCUAAACAAAGGCUUAGAUGCUGUAACUAAUGUAAGAAGAGCAACUGGUACGACUCCUUGGUUGUAGACGUUCUGAUGGCCCCCUCCUUCCCCUUUCACCAAGGCUUCUGCAACUGAACAAACAAGCUUACUCGUUUUCUUUUGUUCUGAGGUUUGGUCUAUGAUUUAAGCAACAAGCUUGUACUUGUACGGGUUUCCAUAGCUGCCAACACUUAACUGUUUGCUAGCCAAGCCACCGGCCCCAGCUACAACGCUUUCCACCCAGCCCCAUGGAAAUGGCGUGGUGGGUUUGGUUUGGCUUUGGGUUUUUUUUUUUCUUGCCAGGGGUGCGAAGUGCAGCCCAGGGUGCCCUCUGCGAGGGCUUCCUCAUCGGGAAGGUGAAGAGCUGGGGUUUGCCGGAGCCAGGUGUUCAGUGGCCACCUUAAGAAUGCCUGGCAUCACCAGCUGCAACUGGCACAGCUCUUGUUCACGGGGCGGAAGGGUUAAAAUAGUCUUUUUUAAAAAUCAGUGACCCAAAAGCCUGGUGUCUGCUGUUGUACCCAACAAAUAAAAUAAAAUAAAAAAAUAAAAUACGUGUGUGUGUUUGUGUGGGGAGAGUGUGUGGGGAUGGGUGGGUGGAUGUGUGCCACAACCAAAACAAGCGGGGAGGGAAGGAGGAGGGUAGGACCCUUGUACAACAAUGAAUAUAAACACUGAACAAGAAUGUACUAAAUAUUUAACCUUUUUUUCUGACCUGAGUUUGUAUCAUGCCUUGCACUGUAAGAGACUCGCAUGCUGUCUGGGCAGAGGUUAGUGGGAAGGAAGGAAAACUGGGGUUUAAAAACACCACACCGCAGCACUGCUCAAGUUGUUUCCGUGCGGGGUGUCCCUUCUUUCUCCAUGUCCCCCUCAAAAGCCCUGUAGCCCACACAGCCAAGAUGUUGUAAAACAACUAAUGGAAAGGAGGAGAAAAAAAAAAAAAAAAAAAAAAAAAAAAAAAAAAAAAAAAAGGAAAAAAAGGAGGAAAUGUAUUUAUAAAAAGGCAUUAAACAGUUCAUGGCAAAUCAUAUGAAAGGUAUCAGUUACUGGGAAGGAGGAAGUAAAGUUACACACUAUAGUACAAAGCAUAAGAAAAUUUGUUGAAGUGGGAGGGGAGGGAAGGGAAGGAGGGCAGACCUGAAGGUUUUCAUAGAUUAAAUCCACAAAGAUAAAGAACAAAAAAAA